Molecule: messenger RNA, 6852 nt
Organism: Colossoma macropomum (tambaqui)
Lineage: Eukaryota; Metazoa; Chordata; Actinopteri; Characiformes; Serrasalmidae
Gene: kif26ba
Product: kinesin family member 26Ba
Exons: 15
Coding region: 244-6648 (2134 amino acids)
Biological process (GO): microtubule-based movement
Molecular function (GO): microtubule binding; ATP binding; microtubule motor activity
Source: RefSeq, a predicted model, not a curated record
UCAGAGAGGCGGCGCAGGGUGGGCGCUGCUGCAGGCCGGAUCUGGGGGGCUGCGUUCGGGCUGUUCUGGAUUUGUUUUGGGUUCUGAGAUGUUUCCCUCGCGCGCGGAGACCUGAGCGGGCAGGACUGACCAGGCUAGAGCCCUGAAGGACGCGUCUGAGCUGGAUUAUGCUGGUUCUGGUCUCCACCUCGCUGCAUGGCUGAGGUCUGAGUGAGUCCGUUCUGUUUGUUCUGCUGGAGAACCAUGACUUCUCUCAGUGGGAAUAAGGAGAGGAGCGGAACCCGGAGCAGAAAACACGGGCAGAUGACGGACUGCUCCCCCACCAAAUCCGCCUCCUUCUCUCCGGAGGCCUGGUACCGGCGGGCGUGCGAGGAGUCUCGCGCGGGUCGACCGGCCCCUGAGGGGGCGGGGUCAUUUCCGAGCUCGUCUGGGACACCCUCCCCCUGUUCCGGGACGUCCUCCCCCAGCUCCUUCUCCGGCUCCCCUGGACCCACCUCCCCAGGGAUCGGCACCGGUUCCCCCGGCUCUCUGGGUGGCUCCCCAGGGUUCGGAACGGGUUCCCCGGCCUCCGGCAGCGGCAGCUCGCCAGGCUCGGACCGGGACAGGACCGUGUGGUGUGAAAACUGCACUGCCCGGCUGCUGGAGCUAAAGAGGCAGGCGCUAAAGCUCCUCAUACCCGGACCUUACGCCAGCAAGGACCCGUCGCUCUCUCUGCUGCUGCAUGAUAAGCUGCAGGUUCCCAGCAGCCCGCGGAAGGCGUGGAACGAGCGCGAGAGCCGCUGUGACGUUUGCUCCACCCACCUGAGUCAGCUGAAGCAGGAGGCCGUGCAUAUGGUGCUGACCCUCGACCAGUGUGACCUUUCACCCGGAUCCCCUCCCUCCCUCGCCUCGCUGGGGGGGCCGCGCGGCGUCCAGCAGGGUCCGACUCCGCCCCGGGACUGGACUUACCUUCCCUACCACUCACCUGCCGCUAAUGGCUCCGCCUCCAACGGCUCCACCCCCUGCAGUCCCCACCACCUGAACCCAAAGCACGGCCCCAAGCCCAGCAGCCUGGGGGUCGGCAGCGGCCUGGACAGGAAGGGCAGUUCUCCUGGACACGCUAACAAACCCGCUGGACCGCCGGCACCACACCCACCCACCAGCCCUAAUAAUGGCAGCGCUGGGCCACUGCAGACACAUACGCACCUGGAGGGCAUGUGGUCACCUGCAGCACACCUGUCCCGCGCUAACGGGGUCACCCUGUACCCCUGCCAGGGUUCUCCAAUGGUGCCGGAGGGGAACCGGGAGGGUUUGACCGAAGCUGCGCUGAACCGCUUUAACACCGAACGUCCGGCGGCCCACGGCGGCCCUGCUCCUACACCACCCGCCCCGCCCACCACAGCGCCCUCCAGUGGAACCUCCGCCGCUGCCUCGUUCUUCGCCAGAGCUGCUCAGAAGCUGAACCUCUCCUCUAAGAAGAAGAAGCAGCGUCCGGCGCCCCCUGUGGCAUGUGACCCUCCACUCUUCCCCACCAAUUUCAGUGGAAUCCUGCAAGUAUCGCCACCCCCAGCCCCGCCCUGCCUGCUCCGAGCCAUCAGCAAGGUCCGAGACAACCCCGGCCUGGGCAAGGUGAAGGUGAUGCUGCGCGUGUGUCCCGUCUCUCCGGCCGAUUCAGAGUCCAGCUCUUUCCUGAAGGUCGACCCUCGUAAGAAACAAGUAACCAUCAUGGACCCUGAGGCCAAUGCCCAGCAGAACCCCGCCCAGAAACGCCCCGCCUCCAACCAGGCUCCGCCCAAAAUGUUCGCCUUCGAUGCUGCCUUCUCCCACGAUGCCUCACAGGCCGAGGUGUGUGCAGGGACGGUGGCGGAGGUGAUCCAGUCGGUGGUGAACGGAGCUGACGGCUGUGUGUUCUGCUUUGGACACUCCAAACUGGGAAAGUCCUAUACCAUGAUCGGAAAAGACGACUCCAUGCAGAACCUGGGGAUCAUCCCGUGCGCCAUCUCCUGGCUCUUCAAGAUCAUUAACGAGCGGAAGGAGAAGACUGGGGCACGGUUCUCCGUCCGCGUCUCAGCUGUGGAGGUGUGGGGUAAAGACGAGAACCUGAAGGACUUGCUGUCUGAGGUGGCCACGGGCAGCCUGCAGGACGGCCAGUCACCUGGUGUCUAUCUCUGUGAGGACCCCAUCUGUGGCAUGCAGCUGCAGAAUCAGAGUGAGCUGAGAGCUCCGACAGCAGAGAAAGCUGCUUUCUUCCUGGACGCAGCCAUCGCCUCCCGCUACAGCAGCCGGCCGGACUACGACGAGGAGGAACACCGGAACUCGCACAUGCUCUUCACCCUCCACAUUUACCAGUACCGCAUGGAGAAAACCGGCAAAGGAGGCAUGUCUGGCGGUCGGAGUCGUCUGCACCUCAUUGAUCUGGGUAGCUGUGUGAAGGUUCUCAGUAAAACCCGGGACAGCACGGCCGGACUCUGCCUGUCCCUCUCUGCACUGGGGAACGUUAUUCUGGCUCUGGUCAAUGGCAGCAAACACAUCCCUUACAAGGACAGUAAGCUGACCAUGCUGCUGAGGGAGUCCCUGGGGAACAUGAAUUGCCGGACCACCAUGAUAGCCCACAUAUCCUCUUCACCCAGCAACUUCUCAGAGACACUGUCUACUCUUCAGAUUGCUUCUCGAGUGCUCAGGAUGAAGAAGAAGAAGGCUAAAGUAAGCGUGCAGUACACAUCCAGUUCUUCUGGAGGGGAGAGCUCAUGUGAAGAGGGGAGGAUGAGACGCCCAACCCAACUUAGAACCAUCCACUCCAGGAAUGUUGUAGACUCCGAAAUGCCGCUGUUGCACCUCUCCAGUGACCCUGAUGACUAUUCCAGCAGCGAGCAGUCCUGCGACACCGUGAUCUAUGUCGGUCCUAAUGGUUCAGCACUUUCAGACAAGGAGCUAACAGACAAUGAAGGUCCUCCAGAGUUUGUGCCAAUUAUCCCAUCUAUCCAUAAGAAUAAGGCUGACCAAAGCAAUGCCGCAUCAGCAUCUCAGCAGCUGCAGGCAGUUUCAGCCCUAAUCCAGUCCUCACAACCUCUCCAGCCUCUGCAAGCCCUUCAUUCACAGUCACUUCCACCUGUGCCUGAAGAGGGCGCAGAGUCCGGCAAGCAGGAGAAGGACUGUCUCAAAUGCAACACGUUUGCCGAGCUGCAAGAGAGACUGGAGUGCAUCGAUGGAAGUGAAGAGGUAAACAAGUUUCCUUUUGAAGAAGUCCCUACCAGCAGAGUUCCUAAAAUUGAGCCUCUUCCAGCUCGAAGCCAAGAGGUUAAAGGAAGUUCUCCCAAGAGAAUCUCUAAUGACCAGCAACUUGAGGAGAUCCGAGAGGUGGUAGAAGAAGCAGAAAUCGCACAGUCUAUUAUAGAAAGCCUGACACAGUCUUCGAUAAACAGUUGUGCACUCUCCACCAGCCGGAGCGUGACCGGUAGCAGUGGUGUUGGACAGCUCACUCCCCUUCAGAGAACCAAGAGCUCUAGUCUGCAUGACAGCAGGGAGUCCAUUAGUGGAGGUAGCAGCAGUGAAAGCAAACCUCGUCCUAUGGGUUCUCCAAGGCUAGGCAUCGCCAGCCUGACCAAAACAUCUGAAUACAAACCUCCCUCUUCUCCAUCCCAGCGCUGCAAAGUGUACACUCAGAAAGGAGUAAUGCCCGGCACGCCGCCCCAUUCCUCGCAGAACCUGCACAGAGAUUCAGGAAAAUCAUCCACUGAAUCUUUGCUCCAGCCUGAGUCUAGGACAUCUCCUGUGGGCAUGAGCCCUCAGGUACUGAAGCGUUCCUCUUCGUCUAACAGUUUGGGAUCAGCAGAGACACUAUGUGAUGAUGUGCCUCAGCUGCCUUUGGACAGCAAGAAGAGCACCACAGUCACCUUGCAGCAGCCUUUGGAGCCAAAUGGCAAAGAUGAGUUAGUGUUCACUCUGGUGGAGGAGCUGACAGUCAGUGGAGUGAUGGAAAACGGCAGGCCAACCAGUAUCAUUAGCUUUAACAGUGACUGCUCAGUACAAGCUUUAGCAUCAGGUUCACGGCCGGUCAGCAUCAUCAGCAGUAUUAGUGAGGACCUGGAGUGCUACACCAGUGCAGUCUCCACUACUACUGCCACCAUCUCAGAAGCCAACAUCGCUAAGUUCCUGCCUCUCAGCAGGGUCGAAGGGGAGGUGCUAGCCAGCCGACGGUCCUCCAUCAGUUCCUGGCUUAGUGAGAUGAGCACAGGCAGUGAUGGAGAACAGUCUUGCCAUAGCUUUGUUGCACAGCAGUGCUUUGGGCAAAAUGAGGCAUUAGCUGAGGCUCAACUUCUGGAAAUUAAAGAGGAAGGGGAGACUGACGAGCUCACAGAGCAAAACAUCCAAGAAAGUGAAACUGAUCUCUCCAGUGAUGUGAAUGACAAGGGAACUCCAACCCGAGACAAAAUGGGCAAGAUGUCUCCUACGAUGGUAAAAACAGCUGUCACCAUUUCUAGUAUUCAAACUUUAUGUGCCUCGAGUGGCUUUAUCCCUUUCAAGACUAAUAUCACAGUUCAGCCUUGUGUUGUCGUAAAGCCGAUUGUUCAGGAUCCACCCUGUGUAUCUUCACCUACCAAAAACUCUUCUCUCAAAGAUCCCAAAUCCCCACCAGUUCCCAUCUCGAGUGAGAUCAACUUUGAUGACCCCUGGAUGAAAAGGGAAAGUGGUGAGGAGUCCAAACCUAAGGAACUUGUCUGUGAGGUAAAACCAGAGAAGAGAACAUCUGAUUCUGUGAAGAGCAAGUGUCUGGUUGACAGACACAGCUCAAGCAGUGGUGAAGCAGCAUGCUCUCCUGAUUCCUUCAAAAGGGUAGUGGAUGGCUGUGAAAUGGUUGUCAGUGCCUCAGAAAGCAUCACUCCAGUGUAUUGUGCAGACAUCCUCAGGACUGGCAGCCUUCCUAGGGGAUGGCAUCGCAUCAACAAGCAGGAUGGCCUGGAUGAUCCUUCCUAUCGCUUCACAAGUGGAGAAUAUAAAAGUCUUGGCGUUACUACGUCCACUCCCUGCAGUCCUCGAGCCACUCUGGAGAGGAGAGGCUCAUGUGGAAGGCAGGGAUUCUUCACCCGACAGAAGGGAAUCCCACCCCUUCCACCUGUGAGGAAGUCGAGUCUUGACCAGAGAAACAGAGCCAGUCCACAGCAUAAUCCAGCAGGAAACCAGGCUACAAUCCAGCACAUGUCUUUCCUGGGCAGUACACCUGAAGACCUGGGUGGCAAUGGAAAACAGAAAGGAGCAAAUAUGGAGAGUAGCAGACUCUUCAGUGCCAAACUUGAGCAGUUGGCAAACAGGACCAAUUCCCUCGGGAGAUCUCAUGGAACUCAUUAUGACUGCCAUUCCCUGGAGAGAGCUGAGAGCCUGACCUCUGUGGGCCUUAAAGCAGGUGUAGCAAGAGAUAGUACCAUGCCUAGAGCUGGCAGGAGCGUCACCCGCAGCUCCAUCUCUUCUCCUACCAAUGGACCAAAUGGCAACAACAAUGUAACCCAGUCACCCAAAGCCAGCCAAUCCAAAAUCUCAGCAGUUAGCAAACUCCUUAUGGCCAGCCCCAAAGCCCGAAGCCUUUCAACGUCUAGCACUAAGACUUUAAGCUUCUCCACCAAGUCUCUCCCACAGUCAGUGAACAGGAGCUCCAGCCUGCCACCUAAUGGAAAGAACCCAAACCAGAGUUCCUGGUCAACACAGUCCCUCAGCCGCAGCAGGGGAUCAGGACUCGCCUCAAAGCUGCCUCUCAGGGCUGUAAAUGGACGAAUCUCAGAGCUGCUGCAGGGCAGUGGCAGCACCCGAGGCGGAAACAGCCGAGGUGCCUCAGACACCGAGGAAAGAGGAGGAACGCUCCAUGGAGAGGACAGACCAGUGGUCCAUACACUUCCCUCCCCAUACAGCAAGAUCACUGCCCCGCGACGGCCCCAUCGCUGCAGCAGUGGCCAUGCCAGCGACAACAGCAGUGUGCUUAGUGGAGAACUGCCACCAGCAAUGGGCAAGACAGCCCUGUUCUACCACAGUGGGGGCAGCAGUGGCUAUGAGAGCAUGAUACGUGACAGCGAGGCCACUGGAAGCACGUCCUCAGCUCAGGAUUCUAUGAGUGAAAACAGCAGCUCGGUCAGUGGACGUAGGAGUCUGAAAAAUUCAAAGAAAAGAAACAAUACUGGGACUCAGAGACGCCGCGUGAUUCCUAACCUGACCCUGGACACCACCUCCCCUGUGAGGAAGCCAAUCAUCAGCCCCGGAGUUCGCUGGGUGGACGGUCCACUGCGACCCAGCCAGAGAGGCCUGGCUGAACCCUUCGAGAUCAAAGUUUAUGAAAUCGAUGACGUUGAACGUCUUCAGAGGAGACGAGCUGCCAGCAAUAAGGAACUGGUGUAUUUCAGCGCUAAGCUGAAGAUUCUGGAGCAUCGGCAGCAGAGAAUCUCUGAGGUUCGGGCCAAAUACGAUUGGCUGAAGAAGGAACUGGAGCAGACCAAACAGCAUCUGAUGCUGGAGCCUGAAAAAUGGACCACUGAAUUUGACCUUCAGCAGACGUUUGAGGUGGACUCUCUGGAGUAUCUGGAAGCGCUGGAGUUUGUGACGGAGCGGCUGGAGAACCGGGUCAAUUUCUGCAAAGCCCACCUGAUGAUGAUCACCUGCUUCGACAUCACCUGCCGGCGGCGGUAGAGCUGAAAGUUCUGGUUUCUGGAUUAGCGAGGAUCAUGGGAAGUCAGAAGAAGCUUUAGGGUGUGCGUGGGUGUGAGCGCCACUGAGACGACGGCCGAAACGAAUGAGAACUAAAAAAUAAAUAAAUAAAAGACUUUGUAUUUUUCUAAAGUGGAUUUUUGGGUGAUGGGAGGGUCAUAAAGAUGGACUGAGAAAAGCAAUUUC